AUGGAUUUAGAGAAACUGCCGGUCUACCAAGUCAUCCCACCAACCGAAUUUCCGGAUCAAGACUAUCCCUCCCCUGUCGCCACAAGGAACACUGACCGACCCGCCAGAGGGACAUCUCAAUUCCGUAAAACCAUCCGCGAUGUCGCCCUCGGAUUCCUGAUUGCCACCGCGUUCUGGACAAUCCCCCACGCUACUCGCGUCUCUUGGCCAUCAGCUCGCCGAUGUGUCGGUCGAUUCUUCGGGCAUCGUCACCACCACAAACACCAUAACCAUCACGGACACCAUCACGGACAUCAUCACGAGAACCUGUUCCCAUCUGGAAAGAAAAUUGGGUACCAGGGCCCCACUGAAACUGGUAUCGAACCUUUCGUUGCUGUCACUGCAGACGCUCCACCUGAGCAGCAAAGCUAUUAUCCACUGGUUUCGCCGGCACACUCGUCCCAUGAUGCAUUCGACCCCGUCAGAUCUUGGGGAUAUCUCUCACCGUUUCAUUCGCUUCCCUCCAACGCUUUCGGACUUGAAGGAAGCUCGGGGAAAGUUCCAGACCAAUGCAAGCUCACACAGGUUCACCUUCUUCAUCGACACGGAGCCCGCUACCCAACUAGCUCCAAAGAGCCCUCUGGAUUUGCUGCUCGAUUGAAAGCCGCUGGCAACUACAAAGCUAGCGGUAACUUGAAAUUUCUAAACACAUGGAGCUACGGAUUAGGCAAAGAAGUUUUGACUCCAUUCGGCCGCAGUCAGCUCUUCAAUUUGGGUGUAGGCUUCCGUCAAAAGUAUGGACAUCUGUUGGACAAGAUCGCCAAUCCGAAACAGAAAUUGGUUUUCCGAACUACUAGCCAACACAGAAUGUUACACAGCGCUCUGAAUUUUGCGGCUGGUUUUUUCGGGCUGCCUUUCAAAUCGCAAUAUCAUCAAUCCAUUGUGAUCGAAGCGCCAGGAUUCAAUAACACUUUAGCUCCUUACUUUACUUGCAACAACAGCGAACACGCCAGCAAAACAUAUGUCAAGAGUAUCAUGUCGGAUUGGUCUGAAAUUUAUCUUGCAGGGGCCCUCCCGCGCCUACAAGCUAACCUGACCGGCUACCAAUUAACAUUCGAGGACUACUACUCCGAUCUGAUGUUUUGGUACGCGUACUCGUUUGGUUCGCCAACUGCGGCAGCCAUUGGAAAAGGAUGGGUUGAGGAACUAGUUUCUCGCUUGACUCAGGAGCCUAUCAAAAACUAUGACAGCUCGACCAACUCAACCCUGGAUUCCAAUCCAAUCACCUUCCCCUUGGAUCAACCGAUUUAUGUCGACGCAACCCACGACACGGUGAUUUCGUGUAUCGUUGUUGCGUUGAACCUGACCUCGUUGGCCUCUGAGGGUCCGCUCCCAACCCGCUUCAUUCCAAAGAAGCAAUCCUUCGUGUCUUCGCACAUCUCUCCAUUUGCUGGAAACUUACAUGCUCAAGUUGUGGAAUGUGAAGAUGGCAAAAAAAUCAGAUUCCUAUUGAAUGAUGCUCCUGUUCCUUUGACCGGUCUUCGUGGCUGCCCUGAAGACGCGGAAGGGUUCUGUCCCCUAUCUAUCGCUGUCAAAGCUCUCCAAACUCGUAUCAAGGAAAUCGAUUACCAGAACGAUUGUAAUGUUAAGAAUGGCUAUACUCCACCAUCUGGUGGAGGCGGGAUCGUCAAUGGGAGACCCCCUUCUUCCGGUUGA
Molecule: messenger RNA, 1695 nt
Organism: Puccinia triticina
Lineage: Eukaryota; Fungi; Basidiomycota; Pucciniomycetes; Pucciniales; Pucciniaceae
Exons: 19
Coding region: 1-1695 (564 amino acids)
Molecular function (GO): acid phosphatase activity
Source: RefSeq, a predicted model, not a curated record